GGUUCAUACAGGUCACUCAAUACAGGAAACACGACAGUUGUUGUUCAGGAAGUGAACCGUGGUGUCGGCCAAGCAACGAUGGCUAACGUCUCGGCAAAGCAGCCCAACAAAUCUGGUUCUAAAUUGGCGACUGGGGCUCCAGGUGGACCUGGAGCGGCCAACAACAAUGCUCCAGUCCUUCCACUGGCGUCCCCCUUGAUGGGGGGGCUAAACAAAAAGAAAAAGCCCUUCUUGGGCAUGCCUGCACCCUUGGGUUACGUACCUGGUUUGGGAAGAGGAGCCACUGGUUUUACAACACGUUCCGAUAUCGGUCCAGCUCGUGAUGCCAACGACCCCGUGGACGACCGUCAUGCUCCCCCAGGGAAAAGAACCGUGGGGGAUCAGAUGAAGAAGAAUCAAGAUGAUGAUGACGAAGAUCUGAACGAUACCAACUACGAUGAGUUCAAUGGCUAUGCAGGAAGCUUGUUUUCCAGCGGUCCCUAUGAGAAAGAUGAUGAAGAGGCUGAUGCCAUCUAUGCAGCCCUGGAUAAGAGGAUGGACGAGAGGCGCAAGGAGAGAAGGGAACUGAGGGAGAAGGAGGAGAUUGAAAAAUACCGUAUGGAGAGGCCAAAAAUCCAACAGCAGUUUUCAGAUCUUAAGAGGAAACUGGCCGAAGUGUCAGAGGAAGAGUGGCUCAGCAUCCCUGAGGUGGGAGACGCCAGGAACAAGCGCCAGAGGAACCCGCGCUACGAGAAGCUCACGCCCGUCCCCGACAGCUUCUUUUCCAAACACCUGCAGGGGGGAGAGAAUCACACCAGCGUGGAUCCACUGCAAGCGCAAUUUGGAGGCCUGAACACACCCUUCCCUGGCGGCUUGAACUCCCCGUACCCAGGGGGUAUGACCCCAGGCCUAAUGACGCCGGGCACUGGAGACCUGGACAUGAGGAAGAUCGGACAGGCCAGGAACACCCUGAUGGACAUGAGGCUCAGUCAGGUGUCUGAUUCAGUCACUGGACAGACAGUGGUGGACCCUAAAGGCUACCUAACUGAUCUCAACUCGAUGAUCCCAACCCAUGGUGGAGACAUUAGUGACAUCAAGAAAGCCCGUCUGCUGUUGAAGUCGGUGAGGGAGACCAACCCGCACCACCCUCCGGCUUGGAUCGCCUCCGCCCGCCUGGAAGAGGUGACCGGGAAGCUUCAGGUGGCCAGGAACCUCAUCAUGAAGGGCACAGAGAUGUGUCCCAAGAGUGAGGACGUGUGGCUGGAGGCGGCUCGACUGCAGCCUGGAGACACAGCCAAGGCUGUGGUGGCGUCAGGGCCACCCGUCCUCAGGGAAGCCCUGGAGAAUGUCUCCAAGUCUGUGCGUCUGUGGAAGACCGCUGUGGAGUUGGAGGAGCCAGAGGACGCAAGGAUUAUGCUGAGCAGAGCAGUGGAGUGCUGCCCCACCAGUGUAGAGCUGUGGUUGGCCCUUGCUCGACUGGAAACGUAUGAGAACGCCCGGCGUGUGCUCAACAAGGCCCGUGAGAACAUCCCCACUGACCGGCACAUCUGGACCACCGCCGCCAAGCUGGAGGAGGCCAACGGCAACACACAGAUGGUAGAGAAAAUCAUCGACAGAGCCAUCACAUCACUACGUGCCAACGGCGUGGAGAUCAACCGAGAACAGUGGAUCCAGGAUGCUGAGGAGUGUGACAAGGCGGGCAGUGUGGCAACGUGCCAGGCUGUCAUCCGGGCAGUGAUUGGCAUCGGCAUCGAGGAGGAGGACUGCAAACACACGUGGAUGGAGGACUCUGAGAGUUGUGUGGCCCAUGGUGCUCUGGAGUGCGCCCGUGCCAUCUACGCUCACGCCCUGCAGGUGUUCCCCAGCAAGAAGAGCGUGUGGCUCAGGGCUGCCUACUUUGAGAAGAACCACGGCACACGUGAGUCACUGGAGGCACUGCUGCAGAGGGCCGUUGCUCACUGCCCCAAGGCCGAGGUGCUGUGGCUGAUGGGAGCCAAGUCCAAGUGGCUGGCCGGAGACGUGCCCGCUGCCAGGAGCAUUCUCGCCCUGGCCUUCCAGGCGAACCCCAACAGUGAGGAGAUCUGGCUGGCUGCCGUAAAGCUGGAGUCUGAGAACAACGAGUAUGAGCGAGCCCGGAGACUACUGGCCAAAGCCCGCAGCAGUGCCCCCACCGCCAGGGUAUUCAUGAAGUCGGUGAAGCUGGAGUGGGUGCUGGGGAACAUCGAGGCAGCACAGGAGCUGUGCACUGAGGCGCUGAAGCACUAUGAGGACUUCCCCAAGCUGUGGAUGAUGAGGGGCCAGAUCGAGGAGCAGUCGGAGAAUACGGACAAGGCCAGAGAGGCCUACAACCAGGGGCUGAAAAAGUGUCCACACUCCAUGCCCCUAUGGCUCCUCCUCUCCCGGCUGGAGGAGCGUGUGGGUCAGCUGACUCGAGCCCGCGCCAUCCUGGAAAAGUCCCGCCUCAAGAAUUCCCAGACGCCGGAGUUGUGGUUGGAGUCGGUGAGACUGGAAUACAGAGCUGGACUGAAGAACAUCGCCAACACACUGAUGGCCAAAGCUUUGCAGGAGUGCCCCAACUCAGGCAUCCUGUGGGCUGAGGCCAUUUUCCUGGAGGCCCGUCCCCAGCGCAAAACCAAGAGUGUGGACGCGCUGAAGAAGUGCGAGCACGACCCCCACGUUCUUCUGGCUGUGGCGAAAUUGUUUUGGAGUGAGCGUAAAAUAACGAAGGCCAGAGAGUGGUUCCUGAGGACCGUAAAGAUUGAACCUGACCUGGGAGACGCUUGGGCGCUCUUCUACAAAUUUGAGCUGCAGCACGGAACAGAGGAGCAGCAGCAGGAGGUGCGGAAGCGCUGCGAGAACGCUGAGCCGCGGCACGGGGAGCUCUGGUGCGCCGACUCCAAACACGUGCUCCACUGGCAGAAGAAGAUCGGGGAGAUCCUCGUGCUGGUGGCCUCUAAGAUCAAGAACACCUUCUGAGCACGAACGCCACGCCUGGACAAAAAUGUGACGACGCAAACAUACAUCCAUUCAUGUGUGUUAGACCCACAGCACAUCAUAUUUGUUCCUUUAUUCUUGUAUUUUUUUAGACUGUUGGAUUGUGACCAACAAGAGUGUCGGUAUGUUUUUUUUUUCUAUUAUAAUUGGUACUCCCAUGGCUUUUAAUCCAUCUAGCUGCCUGUGCUUCACAAGGACUGUUAAAUACUUGCUCUUCAUUGGACUGCAGAAAUUGUUUGAUGUAUUCGACAAAACCUGUUUUUCUAUUUGUUGUGGAAAUAUAUUCUAAGAUUUGACUUUGAAUUUUGUUUCCCCUCAAUGCACCGGCUGCUUUUGCCUCCCUGUGUAAGGCUGAUACUUGUUCUGUAAACCUUGAAAAUGUCAAUAAAUUGAGUAAGAGAAGUAACCAA
Molecule: messenger RNA, 3383 nt
Organism: Alosa alosa (allis shad)
Lineage: Eukaryota; Metazoa; Chordata; Actinopteri; Clupeiformes; Clupeidae
Gene: prpf6
Product: PRP6 pre-mRNA processing factor 6 homolog (S. cerevisiae)
Exons: 22
Coding region: 79-2955 (958 amino acids)
Biological process (GO): mRNA splicing, via spliceosome; spliceosomal tri-snRNP complex assembly
Cellular component (GO): U4/U6 x U5 tri-snRNP complex; catalytic step 2 spliceosome
Molecular function (GO): protein binding
Source: RefSeq, a predicted model, not a curated record